Messenger RNA from Columba livia (rock pigeon), 4168 nucleotides. It is a transcript of the gene MAN2A2, whose product is annotated as mannosidase alpha class 2A member 2. NCBI's taxonomy places the organism in Eukaryota, Metazoa, Chordata, Aves, Columbiformes, Columbidae. The record is from RefSeq and is a predicted model, not a curated record. The coding region runs from base 167 to 4168 and encodes 1333 amino acids. Gene Ontology annotation, molecular function: alpha-mannosidase activity; carbohydrate binding. Gene Ontology annotation, biological process: N-glycan processing; mannose metabolic process; protein deglycosylation. The transcript has 23 exons. Gene Ontology annotation, cellular component: Golgi membrane.
UCCCGCCGGGGCCGGGGCCGGGGCCGGGCCCGGGGCCGGGCGGGCGGGGCGGCGGGCGGGGCCUGGCCCAUCGCGGCCGUGGCAGCCGGCGAGCCCGGGCCGGGCGAUGUGAGGAGCCGGGGAGGGCCGCGGAGCCGCCCAGGGUCCGUCCCUGCGGCGCUGCGGGAUGAAGCUGAAGAAGCAGGUGACGGUGUGUGGAGCUGCCAUCUUCUGCGUGGCUGUUUUCUCCCUCUACCUGAUGCUGGACCGGGUGCAGCAUGACCCCACACGCCACCAGAGUGGGGGCAACUUCCCCAGGAGCCAGAUCUCAGUGCUGCAGAACCGCAUUGAGCAGCUGGAGCAGCUGCUGGAGGAGAACCACGAGAUCAUCAGCCACAUCAAGGACUCGGUGCUGGAGCUGACAGCCCACACAGAGGGGCAGCCGGCGCUGCCCCACCACACACCAAAUGGCUCCUGGGUGCUGCCCCCUGAGAGUCGCCCGAGCUUCCUCUCCGUGUCCCCGCAGGACUGCCAGUUUGCCCUGGGGGGCAAGGGCCAGAGCCCAGACCUGCAGAUGAUGGCUGUGUAUUCCCUGCUGCCCUUUGACAACCAGGACGGCGGUGUGUGGAAGCAGGGCUUUGAUAUCACCUAUGAGCCCAACGAGUGGGACAUGGAGCCGCUGCAGGUGUUUGUGGUGCCGCACUCGCACAACGACCCCGGCUGGAUCAAGACUUUUGACAAGUACUACUAUGACCAGACGCAGCACAUCCUCAACAGCAUGGUGCUGAAGAUGCAGGAGGACCCGCGCCGGCGCUUCAUCUGGUCUGAGAUCUCCUUCUUCUCCAAGUGGUGGGACAACAUCAGUGCCCAGAAGCGGGCUGCAGUGCGGAGGCUGGUUGGCAAUGGGCAGCUGGAGAUGGUGACGGGUGGCUGGGUGAUGCCUGAUGAGGCCAAUUCCCACUACUUUGCCAUGAUCGACCAGCUGAUUGAGGGGCAUCAGUGGCUGGAGAAGAACAUUGGCGUGACACCCCGAUCCGGCUGGGCCGUUGACCCCUUUGGGUACAGCUCCACCAUGCCCUACCUUCUGAAGCGCUCCAACCUGACGGGGAUGCUCAUCCAGCGUGUGCACUAUGCCAUCAAGAAGCACUUUGCUGCCACUCAGAACCUGGAGUUCAUGUGGAGACAGACAUGGGACCCAGACGCCAGCACCGACAUAUUCUGCCACAUGAUGCCCUUCUACAGCUACGAUGUGCCCCACACCUGUGGGCCAGACCCCAAGAUCUGCUGCCAGUUUGACUUCAAGCGCCUGCCAGGUGGCCGGAUCAACUGCCCGUGGAAGGUGCCUCCCCGAGCCAUCACCGAUGCCAACGUGGCAGAGCGAGCCCAGCUGCUGCUGGACCAGUACCGCAAGAAGUCCAAGCUGUACCGCAGCAAGGUGCUGCUGGUGCCCCUGGGAGAUGAUUUCCGCUACGACAAGCCACAGGAGUGGGACGCUCAGUUCCUCAACUACCAGCGCAUCUUUGACUUCCUCAACUCCCAGCCCAACCUCCAUGUCCAGGCGCAGUUUGGGACGCUCUCUGACUACUUUGAUGCUCUAUACAAGAAGGUGGGCAUUGUGCCGGGGAUGAGACCACCUGGGUUCCCAGUGCUGACGGGGGAUUUCUUCUCCUAUGCGGACCGGGAGGAUCACUACUGGACGGGAUACUUCACCUCCCGGCCCUUCUACAAGAGCCUGGACCGGGUGCUGGAGGCCCAUCUCCGGGGGGCAGAGAUCCUGUUCAGCUUGGCGCUUGCCCACGCCCGCCGCACCGGCACUGAUGGCCGGUACCCAGUCUCUGAUUACGCCCUGCUGAGCAAUGCCCGACGCAACCUAGGCCUCUUCCAGCACCACGAUGCCAUCACUGGCACCGCCAAGGAGGCCGUGGCGGUUGACUAUGGAUCCCGGCUGCUCCACUCUCUGACCAACCUCAAGCGUGUCAUCAUCAAUGCUGCGCAUUACCUCGUGCUGUGGGACAAGAACACCUACCACCACGACCCUGCAGCACCCUUUCUUGGCAUGGACGACAUGCGCGCCAGCCAGGACUCCCUCCCGGAGAAAACCGUGGUCAAACUGGGCGCCUUGCCCAGCAGGUUCCUGGUGGUGUUCAACCCGCUGGAGCAGGAGCGCCUGAGUGUGGUGCCGGUGCUGGUGGACUCCCUGCACACACAUGUGCUCUCCGAGGAGGGGCAGCCCCUGCCCUGCCAGCUCAGCGCACACUGGGGCUCCGCCACCAACGUGGUGCCCGAUGUCUACCAGGUGUCGGUCCUGGCCCGGCUGCCCGCACUGGGGCUGCGUGUGCUGCAGCUGCACAAGUCCUUCGGCCGCCCCACGCUGGCAUCCUCCGUGCGCCUCUACCUGCAUGGCCGGGACCUGCCCGUGCACCAGCAGGAGGCCGUACCCCUGCACGUCUUCCCGGCUGCCGCCAAUGACUUCUGCCUGGAGAACCAGCACCUGCGUGCCUGCUUCUCGGGGCGCUCAGGCCUGCUGCAGAGCAUCCGCCAAGCUGGGGAGGAGCAGGAGCAGCGGGUGAGCAGCGAGUUCCUUGUCUAUGGUACCAGGACCUCAAAGGACAAAAGCGGAGCUUAUCUGUUUCUGCCUGACGGUGAGGCUAAGCCCUACAUCCCCAAGGACCCCCCGGUGGUGCGGGUGACGGAGGGACCCCUCUUCUCAGAGGUUGCCAGCUAUUACCAGCAUGUGCAGAUCAUGGUGCGGCUUUACAACGUGCCAGGGGUGGAGGGCCUGUCCCUGGAGGUGACCUGCCUGGUGGACAUCCGAGACCACACCAACAAGGAACUGGCCCUGCGCUUCAGCACAGACAUUGAGAGCGACGACACCUUCUUCACAGACCUCAAUGGUUUCCAGAUCCAGCCCCGCAGGUACCAGCGGAAGCUGCCACUGCAAGCCAACUUCUACCCCAUGCCCACCAUGGCCUACAUCCAGGACCUGCGGAGCCGCCUGACGCUGCACACAGCCCAGGCGCUGGGGGUGUCCAGCCUCGCCAGCGGCCAGCUGGAGGUGGUCCUGGACCGUCGCCUCAUGCAGGAUGACAACCGGGGCCUGGGCCAGGGGCUGAAGGACAACAAACGGACUUGCAACCGCUUCCGCCUGCUCUUGGAACGCCGCUCCACCGCCAACAAGGUGCAGGAUGGGCGCCCCGUCAGCUUCCCCUCGCUGCUGAGCCACCUCACCUCCAUGCACCUCAACGCUGAGGCUCUGGUCCUGCCCAUGGCCCAGGAGAAGCCGUCCCCACCAGCUCUGCGCUCGUUCCUGCCCCUUUCCACCACCCUCCCCUGCGACUUCCACAUCCUGAACCUGCGGACGCUGCAGGCAGAGGAUGACUCGCUGCCCUCGGCCGAGGCAGCCCUGAUCCUGCACCGCAAAGGCUUUGACUGUAGCCUGGAGGCCAAGAACCUGGGCUUCAACUGCACCACCAGCCAGGGCAGGCCCCCAACAGCACCAGCAUCCACCUGGACCCCAUGGAAAUCGCCACUUUCCGCAUCCGCCUGGUGUAGUGUCUCCGGGAGCGGGAGAGGAGCAGACAGGCCAGGCAGCAUGGGAGCGGCGCUGAGCCCCGCGGCACCGGCACAGCCUGGGGGCGGCUGGGCCAGCACACCCGCAGCAGGCGAGCAGGCACUGGGCAGGAGGUGCCGGACUUUGCAAAGGCUGCUGCCUUCUAAUUUAUUAGUCCUGUGUUCUCAGAUUUCAGAAGCUGCUGUGGCAGGGCUGCCUGUGGCAGGGGCUGGGCAUGGCUCCAGGCAGCGGGUGGGCAAGGCUGCCCUGCCUUGUUCCCAUGGCUGCCCCUGGCGGUGCACAGGCUGGGCUCCCCCCGGCCCAUGGGGCAGCACAGGGGCUGCCAGGAGCCUGGUGGGGUUGGGGCAGCUGCCUGAGGAGCUGCUGUGCACUGGAGACCGAGCUCGCCUGGAGCUUGUAGGAAACACGAGGCUGUUUUCCAAGGGACCUGGUCUGUUUCUGAUUGAGGUUUUCACACUGGUUGCGUGGGGCAGUGGGAACGAUGCUCUGGUGCCCAAAGUGCCCGGCCAGCAGGUCUGUGGUGUCCCAGGGGCUCUGGGAAGCUGUCACCAGGAGCAUCCUCUUAGUUGCUGUGAGGACCGCAGGGGUUGCCACACUCCCCGGGACCCCUGGGGCUAA